UCUAAAUCUGAAAUCUCUUGUUAGAAGACGAGAUUCUCAUAGAAACACUAGUAAUAUAAAUUCUGCUGCCUAUAGCUGCCUAAAUAGGCAGCCGUUCGCCUGCAUUUGCUACAUCGUGGGAGUAGUAUAAGAAGAUUGAUGAAUGUUGGCGAACAAGACGAAAGAUUCCAAGCUUCAGUCUCACACGAACUUUUCUUAUUCCAGCAGCCCCUGAGCGUCAUCCUUCCUCACCGUCGUCAUCAUGCAUAAAGGCACAUCCGCAGACCAAUUCUUCCAAACCGAUGCCGAGCAAGCCAAGAUAGAAAGACGGGCGGCGAAGGCUGGCAACAAGAAUGGAAACCCCAUUGUAUUGAAAUCAAAGUUGUUGGCUGCUAUACCAGAUCCCACUAGUCCAUCAUCUGUCUUCGUCGCGGAGUCUGCUGGCUCUGUUCGUAGAGUAAACGUUGAUACAGGGGACACAAAGCAUGUAUUCAGAGGUCCGUCAGCACCGGUAACGUGCGUUGCCAUCGGCGGGCCUGGGAACCAAACACUGUUCGCCGGCUCUUGGGAUAAGGAUGUCUGGUCCUGGAACCUAUCAUCCAAGACACCAGGUCGCAAAUACAGUGGUCAUACAGACUUCGUCAAGGCCGUCGUGUCCACCAAGCUUGGUGGAAAGGACUGCUUAAUAAGCGGCGGUGCGGACAAGAAAAUCAUGGUUUGGGAUAUUGAGACGGGAUCUCGUCUUCAUGUAUUGCAAGACCAGGCCGUGUCGAUGAUGGCUAUUCAAGACCUCGUCAUUGAUCCAGUGCAGUCAGGUCCUGAUGAGGUCAUACUCGUCAGCGCAAGUAGCGAUCCCCAUAUCCGUCGAUGGCGAAUUCGGCUGGACGGUUUCGAACAGAUCAAAGAGGCAUCACCUGAUGAGCCUGGUGCUGUACGGCAUACCAUCUUGGAGCACGAUACCACGGUAUACAAGGUGGUAUUCGAUAGUGAAGGUGAAGAAGUCGACCUAUGGACAUCAAGUGGGGAUGGUACAGCUAAGUGUCUAUCACGUCUCAAGGGCUUUGCUACCGACGAUUCUAUCCAUCAUGGUGACCAUGUACGAGCUGUCGCUGUGACGGAUCAAUGGAUCAUCACCGCUGGGAGAGACGAGGAUAUCAAAGUCUGGAAUCGCUCGUCGGGGAAACUUUAUAGCACUUUGGAGGGCCAUUACGACGAGGUCACCGACUUAGUCAUUAUUGAAGGAGGUAGAAGAAUCGUUUCUGUUUCUAUCGAUGGUACCGUACGGACAUGGUCACUUGACCAGGUCGAGCUCGACAAGAUCAACAAGGAAAAAGAAGACAAGGCUAAGGGUAUCGAGGAGGAAACCCCAGCUGAACCAGAGAAGGGGUUAAUGACCGCUGAGGAAGAAGCUGAACUCGCUGCAAUGAUGGAAGAUGAUGAUUAGCUAGCCAACGUCUACGUCCUUGGGCAGAAUGCCCCAGACUAGUUUAGUACCAGGUAUCAAUCUGAUUGCUGGAGCUAAUGCUGAAGAAAUGCGAAGAGAAUGAGACACGCAUAAACAACCUGCGUUCCUGGAAUCCUUCAUGUAUAGGGCUAAAGAUAUGCGGCUGUCGGCCGUACGAGCGGGAGGCUAGUCUCACCUCGAAGAACCUUGGAAAUGAAGGCACGUGUGAAGUUUGGUGGGUUCGACAACGCGAAUAGCUCGACGAAUGUCUCCUGAAACUUUAAUCUCGUCCUACCCGUUCGAGUUCCAGUUGUCUGACCUACACCGAACGCCCAAAGGGUUACAGAGUAUGAGAUAGAAAUAGAGACAAUCAAAACUUCUGUCAGGUCGAGGCGCCCCUUAAUAUAAUUUCGGUAUUCCC
This is a messenger RNA of Annulohypoxylon truncatum, 1844 nucleotides long. RefSeq names its product WD40 repeat-like protein. The coding region runs from base 242 to 1423 and encodes 393 amino acids. Gene Ontology annotation, molecular function: protein binding. Gene Ontology annotation, cellular component: nucleus; transcription repressor complex. NCBI's taxonomy places the organism in Eukaryota, Fungi, Ascomycota, Sordariomycetes, Xylariales, Hypoxylaceae. Gene Ontology annotation, biological process: negative regulation of transcription by RNA polymerase II. The record is from RefSeq and is a predicted model, not a curated record. The transcript is spliced from 3 exons.